Messenger RNA from Peniophora sp. CBMAI 1063, 513 nucleotides. Lineage: Eukaryota; Fungi; Basidiomycota; Agaricomycetes; Russulales; Peniophoraceae. The record is from the annotation of a GenBank genome assembly.
AUGCUCCUCGAGAUCGCUUUCGCGAGUAACCUACCAACUAUCAACCGAUUGCUACCAGGGGAUGCUCCUUCAGCACAGCAGCACGCGUUGGUGUCGCCUCUCUUCGUUCUGGGCGCCGUGCUUGCCUUAUCCGGCGCAGUCAUUCGACUGUGGACAUACCGUGCUUUGGGCCCCCAGUUCACCCUCCAACUAGCUCUCAUCAAGAACCACGAGCUAGUCACUACCGGACCAUACGCUUACGUUCGGCACCCAUCGUAUACUGCUGUACUCACGACGGUCUCGGGGGUGGUCCUGUGCGAGGCGGCAAGGGGGUCUUGGUGGAGGGAGGCCGGCGUAUUUGACACGCCCAUCGGCAAAUGCAUAGCACUUAUUGCAUUAGGCUUUGGCAUUUGUCUUGUGCAAGUGGUGUCGCGGGCGUCGAUGGAGGAUAAGAUGCUCUCUGAGAAGUUCGGAAGGAAGUGGGAAGAGUGGAAGCAAAGGGUUCCCUACCAGCUCUUUCCGGGCGUACUCUGA